Messenger RNA from Podarcis raffonei (Aeolian wall lizard), 1242 nucleotides. Its product is annotated as zymogen granule membrane protein 16-like. Lineage: Eukaryota; Metazoa; Chordata; Lepidosauria; Squamata; Lacertidae. The record is from RefSeq and is a predicted model, not a curated record. Bases 169 to 855 code for a protein of 228 amino acids. The transcript is spliced from 4 exons.
AAAUUUCAUUGCAAAUUAUUCCUUCUGUUUCCAAAGUUCAGAGAUGAGUGCCAUUAUUUAUGUUGCCUUUACAGUAUUGCUAUUUAAGUUGCAUGCAUGGAAAUCUUAAGCCUAUUUUCUAAUAUGCCACGGCAAUAGAUUUUGUUUUUAACCCUAGUCAGCAAAGAAAUGUCUAUAUCUUUAUUUGUUGCAAGAGUUUUUAAAAAUAAUGUUGAAGCCUUUGAUUACAUUUCUGUUCUGAUUUCUGGAAUCCACCUUCGCUCUCUGAACAUCGAACAGACCUUCCCCUUUUCAGCUUCCAAGAUGCCAGUAUUCAUUAUCCUGAGCCUCCUCCUCCGUGAUGUUGUAUCUGGUAGUCCAGCCCAGGCAAGUUCCUCGUCUUACUCCGGAGAAUAUGGCGGCAGCAGUGGGGAACAUUUUGACCAGUCCAGGAAUCAGCUGGAUGGUCCCAUAACAGCUCUGAGAAUACAGGCAAACAACAAGUAUAUACUGAGCAUCCAGGUUCGCUACGGCGGCCUGUGGUCCAGGAUUGAAGGGAACCCCUCGGGGAGCCAAUCUGUGAUGCCGCUGUUUCCUGGAGAAGGCAUCGUGCAAGUCUUGGGCCGCUUCGGAAGCUUUGUGGAGUAUAUUGCCUUCCGCACCAACCUCGGCCGUGUCUUUGACUACGGGGCUGGCUCCAGUUUGGGGGUCGCCUUCGACGCUGAGCCUUUGUUCCCAAACACCGUCCUGCGCUACAUCAGCGGCCGCUCAGGGCCUUUGGUCAGCGCUGUCGGGUUCCACUGGGACAAAGAAGAAGGAAUUGGAGGGUGGGAUCAAUCCACUGGCUCUCCACACACCAAGAAUAACAGCCCAUAGGACAGAACUCUGAUCCAUCUGCCUUCAACAUCUCCUUGGGUAUCAAUAAAAGCAGCCAAGGGAUUAUGGGAGAAGGUAAAGCUGGAAGUCAAGAGAAUUGGAAGUGAAGUGGCAGGGAGUUUCAUGCUAUAUCCUAUCUAUAUAAAUGCAUAGAACACAUCAACCAAAAAGGAAGAAGGAAAAAGAGGCACCACAAUACAUAUGGUAUUUCUCCCUUCUUAUAACAGGACUAUAUUAUUCAACAUUAGUAUCCUAUCCAUUAUGGAGCAUAUUGUGGUAAAUAACGGUCCCUGUUUUUCAUCUCAUCCCAUUGUGUCCAUGCAUUGAUAGCGGUUGCCAGUCAUGUUCCUUAUCAGCUACAUACACAAUAAAACAUUGCCAACGCUU